Molecule: messenger RNA, 1662 nt
Organism: Seminavis robusta
Lineage: Eukaryota; Bacillariophyta; Bacillariophyceae; Naviculales; Naviculaceae
Source: the annotation of a GenBank genome assembly
AUGCUUACUUCCUUUGUGCAUCAUCGAGCAGCUCGGCAUGAAGACCUUGAUCAGAAUGGGUUGGAUGGAUCUGUUGCCUCCUCGUUUUGGUUCCAAGGGUCCGAUGAGUGGUAUGAUGAUGCGGCUGGUCACGGAACUCAUGUAGCUGGAACCAUCGCGGCUGUGAACAACACCAUUGGGGUCGUUGGGGUUGCACCAGAAGCGGAACUAUUCGCCGUGAAAUACUUUGCUGACGACAGCGGAUUCGCCUACUCUUCGUCUCUUGUCAAUUCAGCAUACAAAUGCCGCGACGCGGGUGCAAAGAUCAUUACCAUGAGCCUUGGAGGUCCCCUACCCAACCCGUUCGAAUUUCUGGUAUUUGACAAGUUGUUGCGUGAGAAUGGGAUUCUUUCUUUUGCCGCGGCUGGCAAUGGUGGAGGGCAUCGGCCGUCUUAUCCAGCAAGCUACAAUGGAGUCAUCAGUGUUGCAGCUGUGGACCGAAACAAGGCGCAUGCUUCGUUUUCCCAGCGACACCGUCGCGUUGACAUUUCAGCACCAGGAGUGGAUGUCCUGAGUCUACUUCCUAGUGGAGGUUGCACAGAAUGCAACGUGAAUGGUGCGGCGAGUGGUUAUGGUACAGCGAGCGGCACGAGCAUGGCAACGCCGCACGUGGCUGGAGUUGCUGCGCUGUUGUGGAGUUUCAAGCCAGAAGCAACGGCCACAGAGAUUCUGCGAGCCAUUGAAGAUUCCGCCGUUGAUCUUGGGGACGUUGGGCGUGACGACUACUAUGGCCACGGGCUUGUCAAUGCCAAGGAGGCUCUUAUCCACUUGAAUGGAGGUCCACUUGCAGAGCCUGCGGGAGGGUUGGGUGUUGCCAGCAGUGUCGCAAUUCAAAGAGUCCCAACGACAACGUCUUCCUCCUUAGAGAAUGAGUGCGAUGAAAGUGAGGUACCGUUUGGACUCACCAUCAAGACAGACUUCUACGGUGAAGAGACAUCUUGGGAGCUCAUCGAUACGUUGGAUCCCUCGAACGUGGUUCUGUCUGGUGCCGAUUUCGAGGACUCGAAGACGUACGAAUGGCACAAGUGCAUCCCCGCAAACUGCUACACAUUUGUGAUCAAGGAUAGCGCCGAAGACGGGUUGUGCUGCGACUACGGAUCGGGGAGCUAUUCCGUUUCCUUUGGAGGACAGGAGAUUGCCAAGAGCGAUGGGGUAUUUGCAUCGCGUCAAGCGGUCAGUAUGGGGUAUUGUGACACGGCUAGCGCUAAUCUCCCCGUUGUCAACGUUGGUGGUUCUUCCGAGCCCGUGCAAGCUGUCGACGCAACCCCCACGGAUCCAGACGCGACAACCGACGAGGAUUGCGUAGAGAUAGGGCUGACUUUUACAACCGACACAUUUCCAAAGGAGAAUCGAUUCGAAUUGGUCAAGCUGUCAGCGGCAGGCUCCAGUCCCGAGAAGAUUUGGGAUCAUUCUAGCUUCUCUGAAAGCGAGACAUAUGAAUACUCAACAUGCCAAGAUCCCGCUGGCUGUUACGAGUUCAUUCUUUGGGAUUCUUUUGGAGAUGGGCUAUGUUUUCGGUAUGGUGAUGGAAGUUUCAAACUGUCCUAUGACGGUGACAUUGUCGAAGAAUCUGAUGGUUCCUUUGGCCACAAAGUUCAAGUGGAGCUUGGGAGUGGAUGCUGA